This is a messenger RNA of Gadus chalcogrammus (walleye pollock), 2209 nucleotides long. It is a transcript of the gene pccb, whose product is annotated as propionyl-CoA carboxylase subunit beta. NCBI's taxonomy places the organism in Eukaryota, Metazoa, Chordata, Actinopteri, Gadiformes, Gadidae. The coding region runs from base 42 to 1721 and encodes 559 amino acids. The record is from RefSeq and is a predicted model, not a curated record. The transcript has 15 exons. Gene Ontology annotation, cellular component: mitochondrion. Gene Ontology annotation, molecular function: propionyl-CoA carboxylase activity.
CUGCACGUCGACCCAACCUCCUCACACUAGCACAGGGUGCAAUGGCGGCCUUCACCGUUGCACGAAGCAGCUCUCGUCUAAUAAGUGGGCUUAGGACUUCUUUUGGAGGUUUGGCACGGGUAAAACACGGUGUCGUCGCCGCCACUGCUUCCCAGGUUAGUCUACAAAAACAAUGCCGUCGGUAUGCCGUUGGCCAGUUGUCCGUGAAAGAGCGGAUAGACAAGAAGCGUCAAGAGGCUCUGCUCGGGGGAGGUCAACCUAGGAUUGAUGCACAGCACAAAAAGGGUAAACUGACAGCGAGGGAGCGGAUCGAGCUACUGCUGGAUCCCGAGUCCUUCGUGGAAUAUGACAUGUUCGUGGAGCAUAGAUGCUCCGACUUCGGCAUGGAACAGGAUCGGAACAAGUUUCCAGGGGACAGCGUUGUGACGGGACAGGGCAGAAUCAACGGCAGGCUCGUCUACGUUUUCAGUCAGGACUUCACCGUGUUUGGGGGUAGUCUGUCAGGAGCCCAUGCACAGAAGAUCUGUAAGGUUAUGGACCAGGCCAUGAUGGUGGGCGCGCCGGUCAUCGGGUUGAAUGACUCAGGAGGGGCCAGGAUCCAGGAAGGGGUCGAGUCCCUAGCAGGAUAUGCAGAUAUCUUCCUGAGGAAUGUGCUGGCGUCGGGGGUAGUGCCCCAGAUCUCUAUGAUCAUGGGCCCUUGUGCUGGCGGGGCCGUCUACUCCCCCGCUCUCACAGACUUCACCUUCAUGGUCAAGGACACAUCAUACCUGUUCAUCACAGGCCCUGAUGUCGUGAAGUCUGUCACCAAUGAGGAUGUGACGCAGGAGGAAUUGGGAGGAGCCAAGACACACACAGCAGUGUCCGGUGUGGCGCAUUACGCGUUUGAGAACGACGUGGACGCGCUGCUCAACCUCCGAGACUUCUUCAACUUUCUGCCGCUCAGCAAUCAGGACGCUGCUCCCGUGAUGGAGUCCCAUGACCCCAGUGACCGCCUGGUGCCUGCGAUGGACACCAUCGUCCCCUCCGAGACCACGAAAGCGUACGACAUGCUGGACAUCAUUCAUGCGAUCGUGGACGAGAAGAACUUCUUCGAGAUCAUGCCCAGCUACGCAAAGAACAUCGUGGUGGGGUUCGCCCGCAUGGACGGGCGCACUGUGGGCAUUGUGGGUAAUCAGCCCAAAGUGGCUUCAGGCUGUCUAGACAUCAACUCUUCGGUGAAAGGCGCUCGGUUUGUGCGUUUCUGCGACGCCUUCAACAUUCCCAUCAUCACCUUUGUGGACGUGCCCGGCUUCCUCCCAGGAACGGCCCAGGAGUACGGAGGCAUCAUCAGACAUGGAGCCAAGCUGCUGUAUGCUUUUGCCGAGGCCACCGUGCCCAAGAUCACCAUCAUCACCAGGAAGGCGUACGGCGGGGCCUAUGAUGUCAUGAGCUCCAAACACCUGAGGGGAGACGUCAACUACGCCUGGCCGUCUGCAGAGGUGGCCGUCAUGGGUGCUAAGGGCGCGGUCCAGAUCAUCUUCAGAGGGAAGGACAGCCAGGUGGAGGCUGAGGCUGAAUACGUGGAGAAGUUCGCCAACCCUUUCCCCGCGGCUGUCCGAGGCUUUGUGGAUGACAUCAUUGAGCCAUCGACCACACGGAAGAGGAUCUGCAGAGACCUGGAGGUGCUAGCCAGCAAGAAGCAGGUGAACCCCUGGAAGAAGCACGCCAACAUGCCCCUAUAGGGCGGCUGAAGCCCCACCUUCUCCAAACCCACAGUAGCUCACGUCACAGUACUCCGGGGUCAACUAGAUCACAUGGAUCAAGCACCGGACACAGCAAUACAGCAUUUGGUGGUGUGUGUGUUCUUGUCCUCUUGUUGUUUUACCUUUUUGUAGUGUUUGUUGGUUUGGAAAUGAAUUUACCACUCCAAAGAGACGCUGUACACAAAAACAUCUCAACCACCAAAUAGACACUAAGAAACGAUCUGAGGAAAAACCUGUUGACCUAUUGCAAGACCCAUUCUACCCUAGUCUCUUAUGUACAAUAAUAACGUAUGAAGUUAUCAUUGCGAUAUUGGUGAUGUUCUCCAACAUCCUGGUUGGAUGGGGUUUUCCGUCAAAUGUAUCUCAUAAGCAAUCUCUCUUAUAAACAUUGGAAAUGUUAAUAACAAAUGAACAUUUGAACCUGUUCAACGAGUAUUAAAACAUGAACCACCAGUAAAUCUGUCUAA